AUGACCACUAAUCAUUCACAAGAUUCAUCAAUUUCGGGACAGUAUGUGGUCCCUGGAACGAGAAUUGCUCAGACCGAUAAUUACCUGCCGGGAAAAGGAACAUAUGUUAGAGAUAAUCGGAUACAUGCAAGUCUUGUUGGACGAGUUUUUAUAUCCAAAGAGAAUAUUGUUGAUGAUGAUUUUGAACGCUCCGGGUUAUCAUCACCACAAAUGAAAAGCGCUUCAUCACUUCAAAAAGAAGUCUCCAAUUUACCUUUUAUUCAUGUUAUUCAAGAAAACAAACAGGAAACAAUUGUUCCGAAUAUUGGAUCUAUUGUCAUUGCGAAAGUGAUUAAAACGACAAAGGCUUUUGCAAAAGUGGAUAUUUUGUGUGUGGAUGGUAAGCCUGUCAUCAAGUCAGGCUCCGCUAUUAGUGGGCUUCUUCGAGUGCAAGAUAUUCGAGCAACAGAAGUGGACAAAGUAAUUCUUUAUGAUUGUUUGAGGCCCGGAGACGUCAUCAAAGCAGAAGUCAUUUCAUUAGGCGAUUCUAGAAGUUAUUACAUUUCUACUGCUAGAAAUGAAUUAGGUGUAGUUUAUGCUACCAGUAGUUUUGGUUUUCCAAUGAUUCCAGUUGACUGGACGACCAUGGUAUGCACAAAAACAAAUGCUAAAGAAUCAAGAAAAGUGGCCAAGAUUAUGUAA
Messenger RNA from Naegleria lovaniensis, 681 nucleotides. RefSeq lists its product as uncharacterized. Lineage: Eukaryota; Heterolobosea; Eutetramitea; Acrasida; Naegleriidae. The transcript has a single exon. The record is from RefSeq and is a predicted model, not a curated record. Gene Ontology annotation, cellular component: cytoplasm; nuclear exosome (RNase complex). Bases 1 to 681 code for a protein of 226 amino acids. Gene Ontology annotation, biological process: RNA processing. Gene Ontology annotation, molecular function: RNA binding.